Messenger RNA from Suncus etruscus (white-toothed pygmy shrew), 930 nucleotides. It is a transcript of the gene TMDD1, whose product is annotated as transmembrane and death domain 1. The transcript has a single exon. The record is from RefSeq and is a predicted model, not a curated record. Bases 1 to 930 code for a protein of 309 amino acids. NCBI's taxonomy places the organism in Eukaryota, Metazoa, Chordata, Mammalia, Eulipotyphla, Soricidae.
AUGGCCCCGGCGCUGGCCCCGACCCUGGCGCUGCUGGGACUGUGGGGCUGGGCGCUGGGUCCCGCGGGGGCUGUGGACGCGAUGGGGCCUCACCUGGCGGCCCGUCUGGCCGAGCUGCUGACCCCGGAGGAGUGUGGCCAUUUCCAGUCUCUCCUGCGGACGCCAGAUCCGGACGUCGAGGCCGAGCUCGCCAGGCUUUCCGAGGACCGACUGGCCCGCGUCCAGACGCAGAUGCCCGCGCUGCCGUCCCCGAGGCCCUUGUCGCUGUCGGAGAGGCCCGGGCAGCGGUGGUGGCGGCGGCGGCGGCGGCGGGGAUUGGGCCGGAGGGACGAAGCGCCCGAGGCGACGGACGGUUGCCGGGAGGCCCUGGCGGGCUGGCUGGCGGCCGAGGCCCCGUUCUUGUCGUGGGACCGCGUGGCCCGGGCCCUGCGGCGCUGCGGCCGGCCCGACGUGGCCCGCGAGCUGGGCAAAAGCCUCCACCAGCAGGCCACGCUGCAGCUGCGCCACUUCGGGCAGCGCUACCUGCCGCCCCGGGCCGGCCCCGCUGGCCCCGCCGCCCGGCCCCGCCGCGCCUCCGCCCCGCAGCUCGACUGGGACAAGCUGGAGCUGGUGCUGGAGCGGCGGCCCCAGGCGCCCUACGAGCGGAGCCCCGUGGGCUGGGCCGGGCCGCUGGCGCUCGGCCUCCUCUCCGGCUUCGCGGGCGCGCUGGGCUCCGGGGCGCUGCUCGUCCUGCUCACGCUGUGGCUCUUCGGCGGGGACCGGGCGCGACCCGGGAGCCCCGACCCGGCCGCCGCGGCCCUGUUCGUGCCCCGCCCGGGUCGCCGGGGCCGGACGCCGACGGGCAGUGCUCGGGCCCGGGGGGCUGGACCUUUCCUCCGGGCCGCAGCAGCGGUGCCCGAAGCCCCUCUUGACUUCGAGCCCCGGCUGUGA